This is a messenger RNA of Phragmites australis (common reed), 806 nucleotides long. RefSeq lists its product as uncharacterized. The record is from RefSeq and is a predicted model, not a curated record. The transcript has a single exon. Bases 147 to 806 code for a protein of 219 amino acids. NCBI's taxonomy places the organism in Eukaryota, Viridiplantae, Streptophyta, Magnoliopsida, Poales, Poaceae.
UGUCCUCUCCAUGAAUCGCUUCGGAUUCGGAAAUCGAGUUCGGAAUCGAAUCGGAGCGCUCCGCCCACCUAUAACCUUUGAAGCCGCACCGCUCCUCUCCAUUGACGCCCAAGCCACUAUUCGCUCACUUCUCCUUCGCGCCCGCCAUGCCCACAAUGACAGUGCAGUCCGCGACCAUGCGCAGGCUGCGCCGCGAGCUCGAGAACAGCCGUAGCAAGGCAGCCCUCGCGCCGAGAGGAGGUGUCGCCAAGAAACCCUCCUCGGCGCCGUCGCACAUCUCUUCUGCACCGCCGCGUUGCUCUGCACCAACGACCCCGCUCGCGCCACGUCGAGUCGACGGUGACGCCCGACUGGACCGCGCGCGGCCGUCCUCGGUCUCCCCUUCGCGCCACGCCGGCCCGCACCUCAUCGGGAACUCGUCCAUCAGGGAGGGAGCGCAGGUGCGCGUGCGCACGCCGGUCGGGACACUGCGCACGGGGCAGCGCCUCGUGCUCUGGCUCAGCGCGGUCGUCGUCUCUGCCGUGGACGAGGAGGACGGCUACCUCAGCGUCGUCUACAACAACGGCACGUUCCCGCGCGACGACCCCUUCGGCACCGUGCGCGUCGCAAGGAAACACGUCAAGAACAUGCCGCCCACCGCCGCGUCCACGGGUUCUUCCACCGUUGUCACCACCGAUCGCUCUUCGCACCCGUCACAGAACAAAGCCGCUCUACGGCCGACCGUCGCCGGGAAGAAGCUGCCCUUGCUGAAGAAGCUGGAGAAGGAUAUGCAGAGAUGCUCCAAGGCUAUCAUGGACUGCUGGUAG